Messenger RNA from Acipenser ruthenus (sterlet), 768 nucleotides. Its product is annotated as small ribosomal subunit protein mS25-like. Gene Ontology annotation, molecular function: structural constituent of ribosome. Bases 167 to 685 code for a protein of 172 amino acids. The transcript is spliced from 4 exons. Lineage: Eukaryota; Metazoa; Chordata; Actinopteri; Acipenseriformes; Acipenseridae. Gene Ontology annotation, cellular component: mitochondrion. The record is from RefSeq and is a predicted model, not a curated record.
UUUUCACUUUUUACCACAAAAGUAGUCACAACAGAUUCUAAUGAACUACAAUUACCAGAGUGAAUUGCGGGUCAUGCUUGUCCGACUGUGUCGCUGAGGAGGCAUGUUGUGAACCGUAUAUACUACUGCUUUUGUUAGGUGUGUAUGUAAAACUGCAUUGUUAAACAUGCCUAUGAAAGGAAGGUACCCUAUUAGGAGGACCUUGGAAUACCUUCAGAAAGGGGAUAUUGUGUUUAAGAACACAGUGAAGAUCAUGACAGUCAAUUACAACACACAUGGGGAACUGAGCGACGGGGCAAGAAAGUUUGUUUUUUUCAACAUCCCUCAGAUCCAGUAUAAAAACCCCUGGGUUCAGGUUAUGAUGUUUAAGAACCUGACUCCAGCACCUUUUUUAAAGUUUUACCUAGAUGAUGGUGAUCAGGUUUUGGUGGAUGCUGAAGGCAAGGACCACAAAGAUAUAUCUCAGCAUGUGAAAAAGAUUCUUGGAAAAAGCGAAGAGGUUCUCCAAGCAGAGGAGCUGGCCCGAAUGGUGCACUCGAACCCGGCCAACUUCGGUCCGAAGAAGUACUGUCUGAGAGAAUGUAUGUGUGAAGUGGAAGGCCAGGUCCCCUGUCCCGGCCUCAUCCCCUUACCAAACGAGAUGAGAGGCAAAUACAAAUCACAGAUGAAAGGCACUGAGGUCUGAUCAGAUAGCUUGGACUCUUGUAAAUACUUUACCGCAUCUUGCUUCACCCUUAUUAAAUAUUUUUUUUGUAACAAAAUGGUUAU